AUGCAGUACAUGACUGAUAAAUGGGAAAACAGGGUAUUCCUUUUCUUAUCCGGACUGAAUGAUGACUUUGAAAAUAUAAGGAGUCAGAUUCUUAACUCUGACGAAUCAUUUAGUAUUGAAGAUGUCUAUUCCCGUGUUGAAGCUGAAGAACAGAGAAGGCUGCUUUCUAGUGGACGAAAAGGGGAAGAACAGUCUGCCUAUGUUAGCCGUGCCCCUGUGGGAACUCCUCGUUCUUCCCGAAAAUGUACACAUUGCAAAAAACUUGGUCAUACUAGGGAUUUUUGUUGGGACCUGUAUCCAGAGAAGAAGGAUAGUAGGGGGAGGUCUUCUAGUGGGAAGAAGGCUGUAUCGUCUGCAACAAGUCUGAGUGAUGGGAAAGGUUCUAUUUCUGCAGAACAGAUUCGUGAGCUACGAGCAUAUUUGAGCAAGAUUGAUGUUGGUCAGGCAGAUACACCAGAUGAGGUGAAGAUCAAUCAAGCAUUGGCUGUUUCAGGGGGAGAAGGACUUGGUGACAGGGAAGAGGAUUGGGAUUGGUUUGGUGUCUGA
Molecule: messenger RNA, 546 nt
Organism: Nymphaea colorata (pocket water lily)
Lineage: Eukaryota; Viridiplantae; Streptophyta; Magnoliopsida; Nymphaeales; Nymphaeaceae
Exons: 2
Coding region: 1-546 (181 amino acids)
Source: RefSeq, a predicted model, not a curated record